Molecule: messenger RNA, 2908 nt
Organism: Trichosurus vulpecula (common brushtail)
Lineage: Eukaryota; Metazoa; Chordata; Mammalia; Diprotodontia; Phalangeridae
Gene: MCPH1
Product: microcephalin 1
Exons: 14
Coding region: 3-2570 (855 amino acids)
Biological process (GO): cerebral cortex development; mitotic cell cycle
Source: RefSeq, a predicted model, not a curated record
UUAUGGCUGCCUCGGGCCCUGCUGGUUCCCCGCGACCCGGGGGCGAGCCCAUCCUGAAAGAUGUUGUUGCAUAUGUUGAAGUAUGGUCAUCCAGUGGAGUGGAAAAUUAUUCAAAAACGUUUGUGAAUCAACUCCUGGGUAUGGGAGCAAAAGUUUCAAAAACUUUUAACAGAAAUGUAACUCAUGUUAUAUUUAAGGAAGGAUAUCAGAGCACUUGGGACAAAGCACAGAAGCAUGGUGUAAAGCUUGUUUCAGUCCUGUGGGUUGAAAGAUGCAGGUUAGCUGGUGUACGUGUUGAUGAGUCUUUAUUUCCUGCAAUCAACACUAAUAAAGGACUACCAAGUCUAAUUAAAAAAAAACGAAAGUGCAUGCAACCGAAAGAUUUUAUUCCCCGAACACCAGAAAAUGAUAGACGACUUCAAAAGAAAAUUGAGAAAAUGGCUAAUGAGCUGAAUAUUCAAAAAACAGCCAUAGAUAAUGAUAUACCAGUUCUAUUGUUUGGAGCUGAUGGUUCGUUGAUAUAUAGCCCCACGGCUAAAAUUAAGAAUCAGUGUAAUGCAAUGGAAAAGAGAUUACAGGAAAUGAAAGAUAAAAGGGAAAAUCUUUCCCCUACAUUUUCUCAAAUGCUUGCUCUUAAUUCAGACCCAUCUUCAUCUGGAACAUAUUUGACAUCACUUAACACUUCAUAUUCAGAUGAAUCCAUUUCUGGUGUUUUAAAUACAUCCUUUGAUGAUAUUUGGAGAAACCGUGAACCCAGGAAACGUAAGAGGAAGUCAGAGAAACACAUUCAUAAAGCUCAAACUGAUGGGUGUCUUUCUUCACCUAUAUCAAAAACUGCAUCUAAUAGUGUCUUUGAUAGAGUAACCCCUCAGAGAUCUAAGAGUAACCUUCCUACAGAAAAAAGGGAUUUCCAAAGCACUUUGAUGACUGAAAUGCUCACUCCUGAAAAAACACAAUUUGAAGGAAUAUCUAAGGAACUAUUUUGUGACAAGGAUUAUCUAUCCCCUUCUUUAGCUGUAGCAGAAAACCACUCUGUAAGAAGUCCAGGUCCUACAAAUUCUUCAGAAAAACAGUUGAGAAGUUUAAUGUAUUUUAAUUUUCCUUCAAAAGAAAAAUCAAGGAAAAAGAAGUCUAAAAUGAGAUUUACCAACCCAAAGUUGCAUCGAGGUAAGACUGAAAACUUUUUAGAGUUGAUGACUACUCCUGUAAAGAUAUCUCCAGCCUGCAAAGAAGCAGUGUACGAUGAUUAUUUUUCAUCCACUAAUUUGAAAGAAGGGAAUUCAAGGAAUUGUAUUUUUAAAGUUAAAACGGUAUCCGAAAACCCUUUACAUUUAAACCACCAAAAAAGUAUCUACAGGAGUAAAAAACAAAGUGUCUUAGAAAGCGCUGAUUAUCCCAGCUUUAGCAAAAAAGCGAAACCUAUUCUAACAUAUGAUAAUUUAGUGGAAGAAAAUAACUAUGGGCUCGAGAAACUUCCCAAUUGUGAAAGAAAUUUAAACUUGAAUUACAGUCCAUAUAGUGAAAUACCUGAUGCAAAAGAAACCUUAGGAUGUUGUAAUGAAACUGAUUCUCAGGAAGGAGGUGGAAUAGCCAUAGGUGGAAAGAACUCUCUUCAUACUACUGAUGAAUCUGUUCUUAUGAGUGACUGUUUGGGAAGAGAACCUUGUGAUGCUUUAAUUGCUUUGGAAGGAGGUGCUAAAGAAGUACUCAUCAGUAAAAAAGAAUUGACUAUUCCCAUGACCAUACAAAAGAGAGAAAACAUUAACUCUGAAAUGUUGAACUCUUGUGAAAAUGAAAAACAAGAAGAUCAUAACUUCAUUUUCAAAAGUGAUGCUGCUCUGGAGAAAUCAAGGAAAGAAAUGGAAAAUCGCUCCAGAUGUAUUCAAAGUGUUGAAAGUGGAAAAGUGAAGCUUGAUAUUUCAGAUGACGUCUCUGAAGGCUUUAAAGACCAAAAGAUCAAAUCUCUAGAGGAAUCAAAAAAAACUAGAAAAGUCAAGAAGCCAACAAGAACAUUAGUCAUGACAAGCAUGCCCUCUGAGAAACAGAGUAUCAUCAGGCAGGUGGUGGACAAAUUGAAGGACUUUUCUUUUUCAUGUGAUGUAUGUGAAUCUACAACUCACAUAGUUGCAGGCGAGCCUCGUCGAACUCUGAAUGUACUGUUGGGAAUUGCUCGUGGCUGCUGGAUUGUUUCUUAUGAAUGGGUGCUGUGGUCUUUGGAGUUUGGCCAUUGGGUUCCAGAGGAACCGUAUGAACUUUCAGACAACUUCCCUGCAGCUUCUAUAUGCCGUCUGGAGCGUCAUUUGUCAACAGGACAGUACCAAGGAGACCUUUUUGCCAGUCAACCAGUGAUGUUCAUAACCGCAGCCUGUCAGCCCCCUUGUGCCAAGCUGAGGGAACUUGUACAGCUGUGUGGAGGCCAAGUAUCCAGGAACCCCUUCACAGCCAGUAUCUACAUUGGUCCCUACAGAGGAAAGAAACAGCCAGAGAUCAAGUACUUAUCAGAAAAAUGGAUCCUAGAUUCAAUCACUCAACACAAGAUUUGUCCCUGUGAAAACUACCUAAUGCCGUAAGAAGGAAGAAGUCACUCAGCAUUUGGAAGGACAUUAGGAACAACUUACAAAUUUUUUUUUUUAGCCAUUCACAUGUAAAACAAAAUCAUAAAGUAAAAAGAUUGCACAGAUGAAUGAUACAGAGUUUUGUGCACCUUCACUAUGCUUUUUAUUGAAUGUUCUUGUCCUUAGAUAAACAGACAAUAAAGUGUAACUUGGUGAUUCCCUGAAUCUUAGACAUGAGAUUGGGUUAACAUCCAAAUUGUGUGCUGGUGUAUUGCUGAUGCACUGAUGUCUUUGUCCUAAAUAGCAAGUCCUAAAUGUAAUGAGUGUUCAUAACCACUUUUUAAAAAAGCAAC